AUGACUGCACUGCUCCAGAUGGGCAUUUUCGGCGAUUCAAGCUCGCCAUUCGAUGAAUACAUCGACAAAGUCACUGCCGAACAUCUAACCACUGAAAAUUGGGCUAUGAUUUUGGACGUUUGCGACAAAGUGAACAGUGAUCCUCGUGCUCCAAAGAGUGCAUUACUCUCCAUUCGUAAACGACUAAAUCAUCGCGAUCCUCAUGUGGUGCUACUAGCUCUAUCAGUAUUGGACUCGUGCUGGAGUAACUGUGGACCAGCAUUUCGUAAAGAAGUUUCUUCGGCUAGUUUUAUCAACGAAUUGCAGGCGAAAGCCACGCAUAGUACUCGCCUUGUUGCUGAAAAGACAAGAACGAUGAUCCAGAAAUGGGUGGAAAAUGAAUGUAAAUCCGAUGCAUCUCUUUCACUUGUUGCUACACUUUAUAAGAAUUUGGUUGCGGAUGGCUACUCGUUCUCAUCAAAUGAACCAAAGAAAUCAAGCCUAAGUCGAGACAUCCAAGCGGAAGAAGAAGACGCUUUAGCAAAAGCGAUUGCUCUUUCAUUACAAGAAGCCGACAAGGCUCCAAAGACUACCAAGCUCUAUCAUUCCUUGACUACUUCCUACCCUUCUACGAAUGGCACAAGUAACAAGACUAGUGAGCGUACUGUUCGUGCAUUGUACGACUUUGAAGCUGCCGAGGACAACGAGCUUUCAUUCGUUAGUGGGGAUCUUAUUACAGUGACGGACGAUAGUAAUCCAAACUGGUGGUGUGGAAGGAUCGGUGUCCAGCAGGGACUUUUCCCGUCCAGUUUUGUCACGUCGGAUCUUUCGGAACCCGAACCCACCUCUGUAACGUCAGCAGCCCCAGCGGCCCCCGCGACCAUUGACGAGUCAGUGUUGCUGCGUUGUAUUCAAAUGCUUGAAGAUUGUGAUCCUACCGGCGACACUCCUGAUCCACCAGAGCUGGCUACC
This is a messenger RNA of Cooperia oncophora, 951 nucleotides long. The record is from the annotation of a GenBank genome assembly. Lineage: Eukaryota; Metazoa; Nematoda; Chromadorea; Rhabditida; Trichostrongylidae.